Molecule: messenger RNA, 149 nt
Organism: Scutellospora calospora
Lineage: Eukaryota; Fungi; Glomeromycota; Glomeromycetes; Diversisporales; Gigasporaceae
Source: the annotation of a GenBank genome assembly
GUCAUUUGGACAUUCCUAUUAAGAUUGCAACAAAAAUAAAACUAUUUAGCGAUAAAAAUUUUAAAGCAUUACUUUAUAAAUGGAGUGAUACAAAUCUGAACAGAAGUUUACAACUCAUAUUUAGUUUGCAAGCUACCAUUAGAUUUUAG